Lactuca sativa (garden lettuce) is the source of this 3345-nucleotide messenger RNA. RefSeq lists its product as uncharacterized. Gene Ontology annotation, biological process: protein phosphorylation. Lineage: Eukaryota; Viridiplantae; Streptophyta; Magnoliopsida; Asterales; Asteraceae. Gene Ontology annotation, molecular function: protein kinase activity; ATP binding; protein binding. The record is from RefSeq and is a predicted model, not a curated record.
CAACACAGAAAAGUAAUUAAAUAAUGUCGUCUUCAAACUUGUCACUCUUCUCUCUAGCACUACUAAUCACUGCUCUCUUCCUCAAACCAAAUAUUACUUAUGGUUCUUUGGAGGAAGCCAAUGCUCUUCUCAAAUGGAAAGCAAGCCUUGAAAUCCCAAACAACUCCUUGCUCUCUUCAUGGCUUCCCCUCCCUAUGAAUUCCAAUGCAUCUCUUCCAUGCAAUUCUUGGUUUGGAGUAGUUUGCAAUGCUGAUUGGAGGAUUCACAGGCUGAACCUUAGUUCAUCUGGCAUAAAAGGUACACUCCAUCAAUUUUCAUUCUCUUUGCUACACGAUCUUACGCAUUUUGAUCUCGGUUUGAACAACUUCUUUGGCCCCAUCCCACCAGAAAUCGGACUCCUGUCCAAACUUGUCCAUCUUGAUUUUUCAGAGAACAAAUUUUCUGGAGUAAUCCCACAUGAAAUAGGAAACCUGCACCAACUAACCAUCUUGUACCUAUACUCAAACAAUAUAUCUGGCUCGAUUCCUUCAUCGUUGGGUAAUGUGAAGUCUCUCAGUGAACUUUCCAUGAGUUACAAUAAACUUAGUGGUUCUAUUCCUUUAUCUCUAGCAAACCUGAGUAACCUACAGCUUCUAUACUUAGGUGUCAAUAAUUUUUCUGGUCCCAUUCCUACAGAACUUGGGAAUUUGAAGUCUCUCACUGAUCUUGAGGUGAGCGACAAUCAAUUUAAUGGUUCCAUUCCUUCAUCAUUGGGUGAUUUGACAUCUUUGAAUGUCCUUUAUUUGUACCACAAUCAACUCUCUGGUCCCAUUCCUAUUGAACUUGGGAAUUUGAAGUCUCUCACCGAUCUUGCUAUAAGCCACAAUCAACUUAGUGGUUCUAUUCCUUCAUCAUUGGGUAAUUUGACAUCUUUGAAUCUCCUUUAUUUGCACCACAAUCAACUCUCUGGUCUCAUUCCUAUCGAACUUGGGAAUUUGAAGUCUCUCACUACUCUUGGUCUGAGUGACAACCAACUUAGUGGUUCUAUUCCUUCUUCAAUGGGUGAUUUGACAUCUUUGAAUGUCCUUUAUUUGCACCACAAUCAACUCUCUGGUCCCAUUCCUAUUGAACUUGGGAAUUUGAAGUCUCUCAUUGAUCUUCAGGCGAGCUACAAUCAACUUAGUAGUUCCAUUCCUUCAUCGUUGGGUAAUUUGACAUCUUUGAAAGUCCUUUAUUUGCACUACAAUAAACUCUCUGGUCACAUUCCUAUUGAACUUGGGAAUUUGAAGUCUCUCACAAAUCUUGCUGUGAGUGAGAAUCAACUUAGCGGUUCCAUUCCUUCAUCACUAGGAAACCUCAGCAACGUACAGUGGCUGACUCUCCUAGAUAAUAAAUUAUCUGGUCUCAUUCCCAGUGAACUUGGGAAUUUGAAGUCUCUUACUCAUCUUGGGGUGAGCAACAAUCAACUUAGUGGCUCUAUUCCUUCAUCAUUUGGCGAUUUGACAUCUUUAAAUGGCCUUUAUAUGCAUUACAAUCAGCUUGCUGGUCCCAUUCCUAGUGAACUUGGGAAGUUGAAGUCUCUCAAUGAAUUUAAGGUGAACAACAAUCAAAUUAGUGGUUCCAUUCCUCCGGAUCUUGGAAAUUCAACUCAACUACAAAGACUUGAUCUGUCUUCGAAUCAUUUGGUUGGUGAGAUCCCAAAGGAGUUUGGGAAAAUGAGAAGCAUGUUGGAUUUUUCCUUGGCUGAUAACCAACUUUCAGGAGUAAUACCUCUAGAGCUUGGAUUUUGUGAACUCCUUGAAGUACUCGAUCUAUCCAAAAAUAGAUUGAAUGGGUCGAUUCCAACAAGUAUUGGUCAAUGGUCACACAUCCACUACUUGAAUCUUAGUAAUAACAAGCUCAGUGAAAAAAUUCCACCCGAGAUUGGUAAAUUAGUUCAUCUUACGGAACUUGAUUUAUCUCAAAAUUUGCUCACAGAAGAGAUACCAUCUGAAGUUCGAACUUUGCAAAAUUUGCAGAAAUUAGAUCUUUCCCACAAUAUGCUAUCUGGUUCUAUUCCUAAUGCCUUUACAAAUUUGCCUCGCGGAAUUGAUAUUGACCUGUCUUACAAUGAGCUCAAAGGUUCAGUUCCCCCAAGUCCCAACUUUGUGAAUACGUCUGUACAAGGCAAUCCAGGUUUGUGUGGAUAUGUUACAGGACUGAAACUUUGUGCUAGUCAAAUUCCGAAGAAAAAAAACCAACCAUUUCAUCAUACGCUCAUCCUUGUGAUUAUACUCCCCCUUAUAGGAGUAGUUUUACUUGGUUUAUUCAUGUAUGGCCUCGUUGCUUAUCGACAACAAAAGAAUAAACCUCCACAGAAACCAUUGGAAGAAGAAAAUGUUGAUUAUUUCUCCAUUACAAGUUUUGAUGGAAGAGUAGUGUAUGAUGAAAUCUUGAAGGCAACAAAUGAUUUCAAUGAAGCAUAUUGUAUUGGGACCGGAGGAUAUGGUAUUGUUUACAAAGCCGAGCUACAACCUAAUAAUGUGGUAGCUGUCAAGAAGCUUCACUCAUCUUAUGAGAAUGUUGAUCGUAAUGGAUUUCUUAAUGAGGUACGUGCAUUAACGAACAUAAGGCAUCGAAACAUAGUGAAACUCUAUGGAUAUUGCUCACAUGCCCGCCACUCAUUUUUGAUUUAUGAAUACCUUGAAAAGGGAAGCCUUGGAUCAAUCUUAAGAAGCGAUGUCUUAGCAAAAGAUUUGAGUUGGUUGAAAAGAGUUAGUAUUGUGAAGGCUGUUGCUAAUGGGUUGGCUUAUAUGCAUCACGACUGCUCACCUCCUAUAAUUCAUAGAGACAUAUCCAUAGCCAACAUCCUUCUUGAUUCUGAUUAUGAGGCCCAUAUUUCUGAUUUUGGCACGUCCAAGCUUUUAAAGCUUGACUCAUCUAACUGGACCGAAAUUGCAGGCACCUAUGGUUAUAUCGCGCCAGAACUUGCUUAUACCAUGGUGGGAAAUGAGAAAUGCGAUGUGUAUAGCUUUGGAGUUGUUGCACUAGAAGUGAUCAUGGGAAAGCAUCCUGGAGAACUGAUAACAUCUUUACCUAUAUUGUCUGCUGAUUAUCCGGUGCCAGCAAAUGUGGGAGAUAGUCGGAUACCUCCUCCCUCAUCACAAGUUGAGAAACAAAUUAAGUUGGUUUUGAGCCUCUCAAGAGCAUGUUUGAGCUCCAACCCACAUGAAAGGCCAACAAUGCGUCAAGUAUCAAAUCUGUUAAUGAAGGAUCUGCUUUGAAUUGACAUCUGUGGCCUGAUCGAUAUAGUGUACUUUCAAUGUUGUUUAAAUCAUCCAAAACAAGUUGAUUUUCAGUAAAGCUAACCAAAUUGAUUUUGUCUGA